Adineta steineri is the source of this 3348-nucleotide messenger RNA. Lineage: Eukaryota; Metazoa; Rotifera; Eurotatoria; Adinetida; Adinetidae. The record is from the annotation of a GenBank genome assembly.
AUGACACUGGAGUCUUUACCAAAUGAAAUUUUGAUCGAAAUCUUUGAAUAUUUAAAUGCAUUUGAAAUUUUUUAUUCAUUUGAUCAAUUAAAUAUUCGAUUAUACAGUUUAAUUCGAAAUAUACCAUUACAUUUAAAUUUUGAAUAUUGUCGAAAGACAAUAUUUGAUCAAUUUUGUACACUAUUAAAAUUGAAUCCAAUUAUUAAAGAACGAAUUUAUUCAUUAAUAUUAUCAAAUAAAGAUACAUGUGGACAAAUUGAUUUAUUUCUAUCUUUUUUUUCACUUGAAGAAUUUUCUCAUCUUCGAUCAUUAACAUUAAUUCAAAUUGAAAAAACGAAUGUUCAUAAAUUAAAACUAAUGUUACCAUUUAUAUUAACUUUACAUUCAUUUCAUUUAAUCGAUGUUUUCGAUUUGAAAACAGAAGAAAAUGAAAUAUUAUCUGCUCUUCCAUUAUCAAAUUUACAAACAUUAGCCAUACCAUCAUUACAAGCUUUAUUAACACAUACAAAUCAACCUUUAAUAAUUACACAUUUAACAAUAUUUAGUUGUACUCCUGAACAAUUAUCUUAUCAAUUAUUUAAAUAUAUGCCAUUAGUAAAAUAUUUUCAUACUCAUAAUAUUUAUAAAUCUUCUCAUCCGAUUACGACUAAUGAAUGUUCUAUACAUUAUUAUGGUACAAAUUUAAAACAAAUAAUAAUUGAUAAUUGUGAAUGUACAUACGAAGAAUUUGAAAUAUUUAUCAAAUUAAUACCUAAUUUAAAAUCUUUAACCCUCUCUGCUAUCGAUAAUAUUUGUAUGAUUGAUGCACAUCGAUGGGAAAAGUUAAUUCAAUCUUCAUUACAUUCUUUAAAUAGUUUUCAAUUUACAUUCGGUUUAUUUUGUCGAGGUAAAGUACGUCAUGAUAUUAUUGAUAAAUUUAAAGAAUUUCAAAAUGAUUUUUGGUGUAAACAACAUAAAUGGUAUAUCGAAUAUAUAUUAGAUUCAAAUUCAGCAGUUAUUUAUACAAUACCUUAUAUAUCAAAUACAUAUCGAUUAACACGAUGUACUGCAAAAGAUUCGAUUAAAUUAAUUAAUAAUUCAAGUGUAUUUGAUAAUGUAACAAAUUUAACAAUGUGUUGUGAAGCAAUAGCAGAUAAUUGUUAUUAUUAUUUUUCAAAUAUUCGAUCAUUAAAAUUAGAGUCAACAUUUAUUAAUUUAAUGCACGAUGAUGAUAAUAUAUUAAAAGCAAAACAUAUAGAAUCUCUUAUGAAAAUUGUUAAUUUAUACAAUUUAACUUAUUUAGAUAUAUCAUCAUGUUCUAUAAUUGAAACAUAUUCUCUAUUACAAAUAUUUCGUAAAGCAUCAAAUUUAUCAUCGAUGACAAUUGAUCCAUAUAUAUUAUCAAUAAUGUUUAAUGAUAAUGAAUUAUGUAAUUAUUUAAAAAAAAUGAUUAAAAAAUUAAAUAUACAUAAAUAUGGACAUAAUUCAUUUGGGAAUUUAAAUGAAGUUGAACAGUUUUGUAAAAUAUUUUCUAAUCUUGAACAAUUAACAUGUGGUAUGAAUCAAUCGGAUCAACUUUUAAUUUUAUUAAAUCAAUCAUUAAAAUUAUCAAGUAUUAAAAUAUUUGUAACAUCUACUGAUAAUUCAGAGGAUUUAUUUACUUGGUUUACAAACGAAGCAGUUAAAAUAAAUUUAAUAUAUCGUAUCAAUUAUAUUCAAGUAUAUACCGAUGGUCCUGCAGAAUUAUAUCGAUUAAAUAUUCGUUUAUCAAAACUUAUUCAAAAUAUUCCAUAUCAACUUAAUUUUCAAAAUACCCAUAAAAAAAUAUUUGAUCAAUUAUGUACAACUCUAUGUUCAAAUCCCGAAAUCAAACACCAAAUCUAUUCAUUAUACUUAUCAAACAAAGAUACAUGUGGUCAAAUCGACCGAUUUCUCACGUAUUUUUCCCUUAAUGAUUUUACAAAUCUUCAAUCAUUAACAUUAACUGAAAUCAAUCAACAAAAUAUCAUAAAAUUAAAAUUAAUGUUACCAUCCUUAUCACAUUUAUCAUCAUUUCAUAUAACUUCCCAUUUAAUUGAUGAUUUCGAAAUAAUAAAUACCAUUUCAAUGGCAAAUUUACGAACAUUAUCAAUCAUAUCAUUUCAUUCAAUUCAAACACGUUUAUCUGAAACUUUCAAUAUUAUAAAUUUAACAAUUUUUAGUUGUUCUUUAGAAAAUUUAUUCUAUGAUUUAUUUAAAUAUUUUCCAUUAUUAAAAUAUUUAAAUCUACGAUUUCUUUCACCAUAUAACUACCCAUUGAAAAAAACAGAUGAAAUUUUGGAAAAAUAUUCCGGUAUACAUUUAAAACAAUUAUCCAUUGGUUUAUUUAAAUAUAAUUUUGAUGAUUUAAAAAUUUUUAUUCAACAAAUACCCAAUUUAGAAAAUUUUAUAAUCUAUACAAAAGAUAAUAUUAGUAUGUUAAAUGCGUCUAAAUGGGAGAAAUUAAUACACACAUCAUUAAUUUAUUUAAAAAAUUUUCAAUUUAAAUUCGGAUGUAGUCGUCAAUAUGCAGACAAAUUAAUUUUAAAUAAAAUUCAUGGUUUUCAAAAUGAUUUUUGGUGUAAACAACAUCAUUGGUAUACGGAAUAUUCAGUAGAAAAAUAUUAUAUGUUUAUUUAUACAAUACCAUAUUUAUCAGAUACAUUGAAAUUAACUUUAGAUACAAAAAGAUGCUCGAAAGAAAAACAUUCGAAUGUAUUUAAUAAAGUGAAAAAUGUAAGUUUAUAUGAUGAUGUUAUUAAUAAUGAAUGUCUAUAUUAUUUUUCAAAUAUUCAAACAUUAGAAUUACUGAUGACCAAAGGAAAUAAAAAUUUUAUUGAUAUGCAUUAUUUAAAUAGGAUUGUUAAUUUAUCGAAUUUAAAACAUUUAAAUAUUUCCGAAUAUGGAAAUAUGUUACCAUCAUCGUUAUUGGUAGAAAUAUUAAAACAAUCAUCGAAAUUAACUUGGUUAACGAUUAAUCCAAAAGAUUUAAUGUUAUUAUUAAAUAAUGAUGAAUUAUGUAUAUAUUUAAAUAGAAUGAUUAGAAAAUUAGAUAUUUUAAAAUAUGAUUAUCCAUUGUUUAAUAAUAGAAAUGAGAUGAAUAGAUUCUGUGAAGUUUUUGUUAAUAUUGAGCAACUUGUAUGUUAUAUGAUGGAGUCGAUGGAUGUAGUAUUUUUAUUGAAUCAAUUAAAACAAUUAUCAAUGGUAAAUAUUUAUUUAUCAUCGGUAAAUGAUCGUGAAUAUUUUAAGAAUUUAAUUGAAGAAGAAUCACAUAAAUUAAAUUCGAUUUAUUGUAUUGAAGGUAUUGAUACAAAAGCACCAAAAUUAUUUAUGUGGAUUGGAAGAAAUUAA